Messenger RNA from Ricinus communis (castor bean), 3679 nucleotides. Its product is annotated as probable mitochondrial adenine nucleotide transporter BTL1. NCBI's taxonomy places the organism in Eukaryota, Viridiplantae, Streptophyta, Magnoliopsida, Malpighiales, Euphorbiaceae. Bases 237 to 1364 code for a protein of 375 amino acids. The record is from RefSeq and is a predicted model, not a curated record. The transcript is spliced from 6 exons. Gene Ontology annotation, biological process: transmembrane transport.
CAAAAGGAAACCCUUUUUUCACAUGUACAAAUGGGUUAUGGUUGGUGAACAGAGAGGCGGAGGCGCGCACUCCCAAAAAAUCGCAGCGCUCAAAAAUUGAUUGAUUGAGCACUUCAACGAAAAGCAAUUUAUCAAAGUAACGAAAACACAACAGAAAAACCCUAAAAAGAAGAAAAUAUCUAAUUCACUUGAAAUCCGUCCAUGUCCCAAAAGUCCCCUUCUCAUUCUCAGAAAUAAUGAACAUUGAAACGGAAUCGCAGAAGAAAAAUUACGGAGGAGUAGGGGUUGGUGUUUUUGGAGAAGUGUGCGGUGUUACUAUGAUGCUGCCAGCAAAGGAGCUCGACCUAAUGGAUAAGAUGGAUCCUCCUCCUCCUCCUCCUCCUCCUGCUUCUCCUUCCCCUUUUCAACUCCGCAUUCAGCUUCCUGAUCCUAGGAUUGCUAUCCGAGAUCUAAUUAGAACUAGAGAAGUCGGUGAGUUUCUCAGCGGAGCUUUAGCUGGUGCUAUGACCAAGGCUGUCCUUGCUCCUCUGGAGACCAUCAGAACAAGAAUGGUGGUUGGUGUUGGGUCCAAAAACAUUUCUGGUAGUUUCUUAGAGAUCAUUGAGAAGCAGGGUUGGCAAGGACUGUGGGCUGGCAACGCUAUCAAUAUGCUUCGCAUAAUCCCUACCCAGGCAAUUGAGCUUGGUACCUUUGAGUGUGUUAAGCGGACAAUGACAUUAGCUCAAGAGAAAUGGAAUGAGACUGGCUGUCCAAGAGUGCAGAUCGGUCCUGUCAGCUUGAACUUUUCGCUCUCCUGGGUUUCCCCAGUUGCCGUAGCUGGUGCUGCUGCUGGAAUUGUUAGCACACUUGUGUGCCAUCCGCUUGAAGUUUUAAAGGAUCGAUUGACCAUAAGUCCUGACACAUACCCUAGUUUAAGCAUUGCAAUCAGCAAGAUUUAUAGUGAUGGAGGGAUAGGUGCCUUUUAUGCUGGUAUUUCACCUACUCUGAUUGGCAUGCUUCCAUACAGUACAUGUUACUAUUUUAUGUAUGAGACAAUGAAGAAAUCUUACUGUGAAACAAAGAAGAAGAAGUCACUGAAUCGUCCAGAGAUGCUCUUGGUUGGAGCACUUGCUGGUUUUACAGCUAGCACCAUUAGCUUUCCACUGGAGGUUGCUAGGAAACGACUAAUGGUGGGGGCUUUGCAGGGAAAGUGCCCGCCCCACAUGGCAGCAGCACUUUCAGAAGUCAUCCGGGAGGAGGGCCUGUUAGGACUUUAUAGAGGGUGGGGUGCAAGUUGUUUAAAAGUCAUGCCUUCGUCUGGUAUCACUUGGAUGUUUUACGAAGCUUGGAAAGAUAUACUGCUUGUUGAGAAACGUCUUUUAUAACAGAUGUUUUACGAAAGCUUGGAAAGAUAUACUGCUGGUUGUUAUAUGGGAUUGGGCUUAAAUAUGCCCAUUGCGCUGACGAAAUCCCGUGAUCUCUGAUACGAACCAAACAAUUUAAAUUAAUAACAAAAGAUUCUUUUUGAGAGUUGCAUAUUUUGCGAUAUGUGAGUGCGAGCUGCUAAGGUGAUGGCUUUGACAAUGAAUAGACUAGCCAAGCUUAUGCAUAGCUGAUAGUCAGUAUUAUUAUUUGGCAUUGCAAUCACAGAAUAUCUAAAAUGAAAUCUCUAAGAAACUGACAGAGGAGUAUAAUGAAUGUUAUUUACAGCAAUUGCAAGUGAUGGAACAUGAAAAUUUAGAGAGUAAGAUGCUAAUCUAAAUCUGCAGAAGCAUUUGCACGCCUUAGAAAGCGAGAGAUACAACCGGUGCUUGAUUGUGAGUUGGAGUUCUCAGCAAGAAUGUAAAAACAGAACAAGCAUAACGCUGUUAAAGAGCAGGGGCAAAUAUCAAUACACGCGCAGUCUCACAAAAUUUAUAAAUAAUUAACCAAGAAAAAAAAAAAAGUUGGUUACCAGCAUAAGCAACAGUAAAACCAGAGAUCAAACGACCCAAAGCAGAGAUAACAUAAAGGGAAAUCACAACCUGAGGAAAAAGAUACAUGAAGGAGCAUGAAUUUUGAAUUAAUUGAAAAGAAGAAGAAGAAGAAGAAGAAGAAGAACCUUGAAGAAAAGACGCUUGUCAUGGCCAGUAGCAGCAACCCUCAAAACAGACUCGGCAGCGCCAAUAGUAUUAGCGAACCAAGCAACGAUGCUGUUUGCUGUGUCCUGAGAGAUCUGCCACUCCAGAGGAUCUACGGGCACUCUACAUAUAAUCAGCAAAGACAGACGGAAUUAGGAGAUUUAUUUUUAUAUUUUAUUUAAAAAAAAAAAAAAAAGAGAAAGAAAGAAAUGCACGAGAUGUUCAUUUGGCGAAAAAGAAGACCGAGAAUGGCGAGAGAGCAGAGGAGGACGAUUAGAACAUCGGAAAGCAAAGAGAGGAGACUGGCGUUCCGAUAGGCGCAGUGAUAGUAGACCAACGUCCCACACACCAUCCCGAUAAUCGCUUUUCCCAUCUCGUUCUUUUUAUUAACCUCCUCCAUUUCUUCCUCAAAAUUCAGAAUCUAUCUCUUUUACACUUUCUCCCUCAACCUGUGAUUAUGUACCUUAUUUUAUUUAUUUUAGAAAACAAAAAACACACAGAGACCGGUCCAUGGCUCUGCCCCCGUUUUCAACAUCAAUAUUUGACUUUUCGUUUCUCAUUUUCAACAUCAAUCAAACAAAAUCCCUUUUUUAAUUUUUAAUUUUUUCCUUGAAGACCUAACUCCACCGCAGGCUUCCUAUAGACGGAGCAAACAAAAAUCAUUUUCUAAGCAGACGACGAGUCGUUUAGGAUGACAAUUGACUCUGGACUUGCAAAUCGAAAGAGAAAUUAUUUCAGAAUAAUGCCGGAGAGGAGGAGAGACAUAAUAAUAAAGCUUUGAUGCGCGAUGGAGUUAAAAAAGGCCCCAGUCCAGUCGAGGUAAUUGUUUGGUUAUUCAUAUAGAAAUCAUCAUGAGAAGUAUAUAUAUGAAUGAAUAAAACCCCAGUGACAGGCAGCAACGCCGCCUUCUUAUGAUCAAAUUUCCCAAAGCAAUAAAAUUACCUUUUCACCAAUCAACAACAAUUAUUUCUAUACAAUACUUUACAUACAUUCAUUCAUUCAUUCAUACAUACAUACAAGUUGGACAUAUAAUAUUUAUAUAUAAAAUACAUUGAUACACUAAUUAUGCAAUUUCCAAUAUCACCACUACCAACUAAUUUGAAUCCCAUGACCUAAUCCCAAAUGAUGCUACUCUUCUCCACCAUCAAUUUCUUCCUCUCCCACUUCCUCAACUUUCCUCAGCUUGGCUUUCUGCAUUAACAUUAGCAUUAGCAUUCUCAGUUUACUAACAAACUUCCACUUAUAAGCUACUAUUUAUUACUUUUGCUUAUUUUUUUAUCUGUUUAUUCACAGAUAGAUUAUUAUAUUUCUGUCAGCUUUGUCUGUCACACUUCCACAGACCCGAAGCAUAACCCUGAUCACUUUUUUACCAACAAUAAUAAAACUAGAAGAAAGAAAAUGUCGCACCUUCGCCACAGAGUUGCUCAAACCGAGCAACUAUGUGCUUCCCGUACGUGUAUUUCUUCAAAGCAUGAAGAUGAAUCCUUAUUCGACUCAGCAAUAUUUCCCGCUGUUUAUCAUUGCUUAUUUCAAGGAUCUUUUGCACCACAUAGUUUGCAAAUUGAUCUUUCAUCAUUGUC